Molecule: messenger RNA, 846 nt
Organism: Aethina tumida (small hive beetle)
Lineage: Eukaryota; Metazoa; Arthropoda; Insecta; Coleoptera; Nitidulidae
Product: proteasome assembly chaperone 2
Exons: 1
Coding region: 108-815 (235 amino acids)
Biological process (GO): proteasome assembly
Cellular component (GO): nucleus; cytosol
Source: RefSeq, a predicted model, not a curated record
AAUUAUUGCCCCGUUAUGAAUUUUAAUCACGGUGGAAUUCAAUCGGAAAUAUUGAGGUUAAGUCCAUCAUUUGCUUAGUUUUUGCCGGUCAUACAAGUUCGCACAUCAUGGUCACACUCUUCAACAAAGAAAACAAUUUAAAUGACCACACUUUAAUCAUACCGAGUGUGUCGGUGGGAAAUGCACCACAAUUAUGUGUCGACUUGAUUAUUGCGACGUUCGGCCUGAAGAAAAUCGCAAAUAUAUGGCAUCCAGCCAUAAUAUCAACAGUUGGAAGUGAUCCCUACGCAGAUAAUUGCACGGAAUUGUGUACGGCGUGUGAAUUGUAUUCAAACGAUGAGAGUAAAAUAAGUGUGAUUCAGCUCAGAUCAUCGUUGGAGCACAAGUUGGCCUCCACAUUUUUUAAGGAUCUAAAAUCAUCUCUGGAAUCGUUUAACCUAAAACGAAUUGUGUUGCUUGGAAGUGGAUUUGACUAUGAGUUACGCACUGUUAGUAACCACAAAUUCUAUUAUACAAGUAAUGAAAACAUUCAGAAGUUGAUGGAGGAUAAUAGAAUUAAGCAACUACAAGAAAACCUCAAUGGGAAAAUAGUGAUACAUGGUGACGGUUUUACAGGUAUUCUGUAUAAAAUUCUGAAUGACAAGUUCAAAACUACAGCCUUGGUCAAGUAUGUAUCUGAAGGAGACAAUAUCCCGGAUGCAGUGUCAAUGUUGGAAACAAUUUGUGCAAUAUACAAAAUAAAUCAUCCACAGCUGAAAAUACCUUCCUCUUGGAAAUAUCUUUUUGGAGGACCACCACCUAUUGGCAUUUUUUAAGAUCUACAAUAUAUUUUUGUUAUGUUUUUAA